Molecule: messenger RNA, 2561 nt
Organism: Dermacentor andersoni
Lineage: Eukaryota; Metazoa; Arthropoda; Arachnida; Ixodida; Ixodidae
Source: RefSeq, a predicted model, not a curated record
GGCGGCGCUGUCCAGCUCACAGGAAGAGGUCCAAAGGGCCAUCAUCCGACAAGCAAGACGGCGCGCAGAAGCCAGUGGGGCCCUUGUCUAAGGGCUCCACCCAUUGAGCGUUUUAUUCCUCAAUAAAGUUGUUGUUCUUCUUCUUCAUCAUACUCAUCUGGAUGAGCACGCUAGGCGCAUGCCACCAGGCAAAGGUCUCCAAGCUUCAAUACAGAGAUUAUCUCUUUGAAACGGGAUGGAUCGUGGCUUACGGGCCUCCGUUAGCCGGUAGAACUGUUCCGAGGUUAAUUUAGCGACUGGCUGCUCAUCGAAACGUACCAAAGCCAACAGCAGCGCGAUCAAGGUCUCCGGAGAUUUCAAAGCUUCGUCUCACCAUUUUUCUGCGUGCUACCGCCUGCAGCACGCAGAAAAAGCGCCGUGCGAAUGUCGUCCCGCGGCUGCCAGGAAGACCGUGGCGAACGUGCACCCGGCGCGCUCUCUCAGUAUGGCGGCACGCGGCAGCAAGGAACACGUGUCCGGUGGCAAAGAGGACGAAGCGGCCGACGAUUUCGGCCAUGGAGGUCACGGUGCCCCCGCUUCCCGAAGACGCUGACCGGCAGCCCUGCCAGGAGGGGAACACCAACACGCGUGACGUCCUGUUGAAGCCGCCAUCCUGUACAACCAGCGGCGGUGGCGACGAGUAUGGCAGGACCACGGUCCCGGGCCAGCCGCCGUGGCCGUACCCCUCGGGCGAGGGCGGCGACGUCGAGGCCGACCAGACGCAGGCUGAGAGCGACGUCAGCCUGUCCACGGAGUACCUGACUCCGGCCGGGUCGCUUCUUUCGCUAGACUUCUGCUCCACGUUCGACAUCUUUCCGUGGGAGGGCGACGAGGCAGAACCGAGUCCGCCACCGCGUUUGGCCGAGACGUCCACCAGCACCGCCAGUGUCCUCUCGCCGCCCUCCGGCGAGGAAGAGCGCGACGAGGAGGCCGACGAGCAGCCUGUGGCGCGCAUCCUGGACGUGAGCGGCCAGCGCGUAGACUUCCGCACCACGCCCAGCGCCGCGUCGCUCCUCAGCGACUCCUCGACAAAGUCUGCGCAGCGAGGCUACUUCGUCGUUCAGGGCUACCAGAGCCUCAGCAACAGCGACAGCAGCGACCGCUCGUCCAGCAGCGGCAGCACCUACGCGCCAAGCACCAGCGCCAGCCCGACUCCUCCGCGGACGCCCGUCCGCGCGGUCCACGAUGCGUCUGUGCUGUCCACGAGCAAGUUGCUGAAGCAAUGGCUCGAGGACCCGCUGGAGCCGCGCAUCGAGCCGCGACGCCGACCCACGUGGGCGCGCCUCUGGGCGGGACUGCGCGGGCAUUUGCAGCAGAUGGUCAAGUGCCGCCGGGACCGGGCAGGGCGACGUCGCCUUGCGGGGCGCGACUUGGGACGUCGCCGCCGCGACGCCGGCCGGGCCGGUCGUAAGCUGUGCAGCGACGGCCAGGGGGCAAGUUCCCGGCACAACGUCGACGAAGCCUUCAACAAUGUCAGCUCGGACGAGUUCUACACGGCCGGCGCCCGGUGGUGGCACGUCCGCAGGAUCUAUCAGCGGUGCGUCUCCUACCUGCACGCCCUCUGGUGCUGGCGCGGCCCGUAGGUGGACCUGCCGCGACGCGCUGCCCUGGGCCUGCAACCGGUAUUGCCGGAGCUUGCUGGCUUCUCCUGGGCGUGGCAGCGUGUCCAACGUCGCAAUCGCGGUAGAGUUUCCAACUGCCGCAUCCUAACGAGGGUGCCAGACACCGGCACAAUGGCCUGGCUUUGCUUGCCACUGAGGCGACGUGCACCGUUUCGUUGACUUAAAAAAAAAAGGUGUCCUCGUUUUUGUUUCAAAGGUGAACACAGCCUCGUCUCAUCUCCUAGCUCUAUAAUUCACUUUUAUUAUUUUUUCUUUUACAUCACUCACAAACACGUCUCUGGGCACAAAGCACGUGCCAUAUGAUACACUCUCGCCUUUUUCCGGUCGCGCUCCCCAGUCUCUUCUCCGCCUGGCGGAGGAGGUGCAGCCCACCACACACAAGGCUUCCAGGGGGGAAACACAGCUUCUAGACACGCGCACACACACGCAAACACACACACACGCACACACAUGCAUGCUACGUUUUCGGCUACUAGUGGUGGUCACACAACACGUCCUUUGUAUCACCGUUCGAGCACCCCCCCUCGGGCAGGGUACGACCUCGAGACAAUACAGCACUCGCAGGGCCCAGACAGAGAGAGAGAGGGAGAGAGACAGACAGACAUAGUACGGGGCACCCGUGAAAAAAUACUUGAGAAUCUCGGAACCUCUGCACCCCCCUCAACUAGGCCCGGCUUUGUGUUUGGCCUGUUUGUGACGACAUUGCGCAGGCAAUAAGCGCUGGAAAUGAGUUACAAGAGCUGCACCACAUCCCUGGGACGACACUUCUUUCAUGGCAAGCAGCGCAGAUGCGUGGCACAUGCAAUACAUGCUGUGGCACAGCAGCAUGUUCCAGGAAUGAAACACUUGCAAUAAACUUUGACUAUUACAGUGAGACAAGUAGUGAAAAAAAAUGAUAAA